Molecule: messenger RNA, 1389 nt
Organism: Triticum urartu
Lineage: Eukaryota; Viridiplantae; Streptophyta; Magnoliopsida; Poales; Poaceae
Biological process (GO): CAAX-box protein processing
Cellular component (GO): membrane
Molecular function (GO): metalloendopeptidase activity
Source: RefSeq, a predicted model, not a curated record
GAAAGACAAAAAAAGCAUCUUGGUCAUUAUCCUCGCGCCGCGCGGGGUGGCUUCCAUUCCUUCUGAUGGGCUCGCCGUCGGCUCCGCCCGCUCUCCUCCUCAGCUUCCUCGCGCUGCCCUACGGUAGCAGCAGCAGAAGAUCCCUCUUCCUCAACUCGAAGCAGAGGCUGCAGCGAUUGCCUUCACCAGGAACCGGUCGCCGUCACGUGGCGGCGGCGGCGGUGGACAAGCUCGCGCCCCGGCCGCCGGAGGCUGGCCGUCUUAGGUGGAAGUACCGGCUAGCGUGCCGCGGGUCCUACGAUUCAGGAAACGGGCUUCCCGGGCCUCCUCCUCCGCCUCCUUCCGGUGAGAGCGUGGAUGGGUGGCGUCCUGCCCUUCGCCGAUGGGAUGUGCCAUGGCAGUGGCCAACCGUGUCCCUCACCAUGGUGGCCUGUGCACUAAGCGCUCUUUUGGCAGGAAAGGUUGAGCAAUCAGUUUUGGAGUAUCUAGGCUAUCAAGCCGGAGAGGCAACUAUUGAUGAGAAGGCCGGGGUACUCUUUCUGGAACAAUUUAGUGUGACAGCAGUUGCCAUUGGAGUUAUAUUUGGCAUCACCAAUACCUUUCGACCAUUCUCGGAUGACAUAUUUCGUUAUGAUUUUAAGGAACCAUUUAAGCUGCAAAACGGCUGGCUCCUGUGGGCUGGAAUUGGCCUCUUUUUUGCUCUAGUUUCCAUUUCUUUAACUGGAGCAGUGAUGACCUUUCUGAAUGGUGAAACCACACAGAGAGAGACUGACUCGCUACUUCUUCUAUUGCCACUGAUAGGCUCGUCGAAUAUCAGCACUGCCUGUCUGCUGGGCAUCACUGGGGUUCUUGCACCAAUUUUGGAGGAAACUGUAUUUAGAGGAUUUCUAAUGGUAUCCUUGACUAUGUGGUUUUCUACGCCAGUAUCUGUUCUGAUCACAGCUGUGGUGUUUGCCUUUGCUCAUCUUACACCAGGAGAGUUUCCCCAACUUUUUGUGCUUGGUGUGGCACUGGGAUUCUCAUAUUCUCAAACUCGGAAUCUUCUUACUCCUAUCACAAUUCAUGCUGCUUGGAAUUCCGGAGUAAUAUUGUUACUAACCUUUCUUCAGUUGCAGGGAUAUGAUAUCAAGGAGCUGCUGCAGGCAUCUUGAAGGUUUCAUUUGGUCACCAUAGUCUUAUCUCGAUUUUGUACGUUACUGUAAAAUACAUGAACUCUUGGAAGUAUCCCCUGCUAACAAUUCAUAGUUGACGUGUCAUCUGAUCUGGUAGUUUCCUUUUGUUUUUCAAACUGCGGUUUGAUAUUUGACUCUUAUGAUGUCAAAGUUAAAUUCCAAUGUGAUAUGAUGGUAUGUACAUAUACUUUAUGCAAAGCAAGUUAAUUUUCACUCA